This is a messenger RNA of Colletotrichum lupini, 441 nucleotides long. RefSeq lists its product as uncharacterized. The record is from RefSeq and is a predicted model, not a curated record. The transcript has a single exon. Lineage: Eukaryota; Fungi; Ascomycota; Sordariomycetes; Glomerellales; Glomerellaceae. The annotation marks the transcript as partial.
GCGGAACACGCUUCUCGACAUGCGUUUUGGAAACCUCGCGGUUAUGUUCGUAGACUGCUCUUCUGCAUUCUGGCUUGGAAUGGGACUUCAGUUGAAGACAUGAGCUCGACCGGCGCAUCGACUAUUCACUGCAGACCGUCAGUCUCUCCUUUAGGCACUCGUUCGGCCAAUCGGCUGGAGAUGAAACUGGGCACAAUUAUGCGCACUACACCGUGGAAGUCGUGGAUCAUGUUCUUCUCGCUUCAGCUGGACCAGAGCUUGAAUGCUGUGUCGUCUCCUGCACGGCCACUGCGCGUUCAAACACGAAUUGUUGUCGACUUCUGCUUUCACGAGGAUCGCAGCUUCAACAAAGGAGCGAUUUGUUCGAGUCGAGAAGCUCCCGCCAUCGACGGACUGUGUUCAGAGGGCUUGUUGAGGCCUGAGAAUAUGUCUUAUUUGUAG